AUGUCACAACGUCUUGACAAUAAGAAAUGGCUCUGGUGCCUUCUGGCUCUUCACGUAGGGUCUGUGUGGGGAACAGCUCGGCCAGUUACCGUCAGAACACCUCCCAGCAAUCCUUCCACUAUUGAAGCUCAAGCAAAAUUCUUCCAGGAUUUUUUCUCAGUACAGUUGAGUCCAUACAAGAUAGAGUUCGGUCACGUCUGCGAGGACCCCAACACAUGGGAGCAACGAUAUGAGAAGAAAGACUUUAAGAACCACAGGGACAUGGGAAAAGUACGUUGGGGUGACAAAAAGGGAGGGUAUGGAGAACAUUACUGGGAUCUGAAUCAUGCAGGUAACGCUGACAAUAUUGGAGAUGAUGGAGAUGAUGGCUCAUACAGAGAAUCUCACAACGACGAUCCCUACGAUGAACCAAGCAACAAUGCACCAACCUACGGCGAAGAAGAAUAUGAUCCAGAGAGGUCGAGCUAUGAAGAAACAGGACGAGCCAAACGAGCCCACCCAAAAGUUGAAAGAAGUCGUAAAUCAGAAAGGAAACAUCCAAAGUCAAUCCAAUCGGAAUCUUCAGAAGAAUCAGCUCCUAGAAAACAAAAUAACAGAGAACGCAACAAUAAUAAUAGAGAACAGGAGGCGGCUGAAACCUCUCAUGAAGAGAAAUUUGAAGAUGAUGAUGAUGAAGAAGAAGAAGAGGAAGCUUAUGAGAAACCAAAGCCAAAGAGACAACACUAUAGAAAGAAGGAUGACGAUGCUAAACCGAAAGAAAAGAAUCAAGUAGUUUUAGUAGUGAAUCACAAGGAUGAUGAAGACCAACAACAGAAUCAAUUUGCACCUACAAAUCAACCAGAUCAUUCAUCGUACUUGAAUCAACAACAGCCAGACUUGACACAUUACUUACCACAGACUCAGCAGCUGCCUCAGUACUUAACCCAAGCGCCUCCAGCACCUAAGCAACAUCUAGAGCCACCACGCUUCGUUCCUUAUGAAGGUGGAGCUGGAGUUAGGCAGCAUCACCAAUCAGACGUGACUGCUGCAUCAACCGUCCCAAGACUUUUCUUAGAACCUUCAACUGGUCACGUUGUAGACAGAGCAACGGGGCAAGCUUACGUGUUGCAGCCAAUAGCACCGCAUAAUAAUUACAAUUAG
Spodoptera exigua (beet armyworm) is the source of this 1140-nucleotide messenger RNA. The record is from the annotation of a GenBank genome assembly. NCBI's taxonomy places the organism in Eukaryota, Metazoa, Arthropoda, Insecta, Lepidoptera, Noctuidae.